Mus pahari (shrew mouse) is the source of this 2188-nucleotide messenger RNA. RefSeq names its product BCL2 associated athanogene 5 (gene Bag5). Gene Ontology annotation, biological process: regulation of inclusion body assembly; negative regulation of protein ubiquitination; protein stabilization. Gene Ontology annotation, molecular function: protein-folding chaperone binding; adenyl-nucleotide exchange factor activity. The record is from RefSeq and is a predicted model, not a curated record. The transcript has 2 exons. The coding region runs from base 334 to 1677 and encodes 447 amino acids. NCBI's taxonomy places the organism in Eukaryota, Metazoa, Chordata, Mammalia, Rodentia, Muridae. Gene Ontology annotation, cellular component: membrane; cytoplasm; cytosol.
AUUGUGAGGUCAGGCGGCGGCGCGUCCGGCCGGGCCGAGACCCGGGAGCGGCCGCCGCGGCCAGUAGCUGCCGCCGCCUCCGCCGGCCCCUUCACCGGCUGCCCGGGUCAGACCUAGCCGGGAAGGGCGAGGGGGGAUGCCGCUGGGGGCCCCGCUGCCGCGCCGCUCCCCGUGAAGGGCCGAUCUCCCACCUCGCCGCCCCCCGCGGCAGCCAAGACCGCCGCCGCCCAGACCUCUCGGGGUAAAGCGCUGCGAGGGCCGGGCUUGGACCCUCCCGGGGACUGAGUUCUGUGGCCUGCCCGCCAGAAUGCUUGUGAAAGGGAACACAGAAGUAUGGAUAUGGGAAACCAACACCCCUCCAUUAGUAGGCUUCAGGAGAUCCAGCGGGAAGUAAAAGGUAUAGAGCCACAAGUGGUUGGCUUUAGUGGCCUGUCAGAUGACAAGAACUACAAGAGGCUGGAGAGGAUUCUGACCAAACAACUUUUUGAAAUUGACUCUGUGGAUACGGAAGGGAAAGGAGAUAUCCAGCAAGCUAGGAAGAGGGCGGCACAGGAGACAGAGCGCCUCCUCAAAGAGCUGGAGCAGAAUGCCAACCACCCACACCGCAUCGAGGUCCAGAAUAUCUUCAAGGAAGCUCAGGCCCUCGUGAAAGAAAAGAUUGUGCCCUUUUACAGUGGUGGCAACUGUGUGACUGACGAGUUUGAGGAGGGCAUCCAGGACAUCAUCCUGAGGCUGACGCACGUGAAAACCGGAGGGAAGAUCUCCUUGCGGAAAGCAAGGUACCGCACACUGACCAAGAUCUGUGCGGUGCAGGAGAUUAUUGAGGACUGUAUGAAGAAGCAGCCGUCCCUGCCACUGUCUGAGGAUGUGCAUCCUUCCGUGGCCAAAAUCAACUCUGUCAUGUGUGAGGUGAACAAGGCCAGAGGGACGCUGAUUGCACUGCUGAUGGGCGUGGACAGUUCCGAGACUUGCAGGCACUUGUCAUGCGUGCUGUCAGGACUGAUUGCCGAUUUAGAUGCUCUAGAUGUGUGUGGGCGCACAGAGAUCAGAAAUUAUCGAAGGGAGGUGGUGGAAGAUAUCAACAAAUUACUGAAAUAUCUAGACUUAGAAGAGGAAGCUGACAGUACGCAUGCAUUUGACCUGGGACAGAACCAUUCCAUUAUAAAAAUUGAAAAUGUUCUAAAGAGGAUGAGAGAGAUAAAAAAUGAACUGCUCCGGGCGCAGAGCCCUCCUGAACUGUACCUGAGGGCCAAGACGGAGCUGCAGGGCUUGAUCGGGCAGCUGGAUGAGGUGAGUCUCGAGAAGAACCCCUGCAUCCGGGAAGCCAGGAGAAGGGCGGUGAUCGAGGUUCAGACCCUCAUCACGUACCUGGACCUGAAGGAAGCCCUGGAGAAGAGGAAGUUGUUCCCAUGUGAGGAGAACCCCCCACAUAAGGCCGUGUGGGAGAUCCUUGGAAACCUGUCUGAGAUCCUGGGCGAAGUCCUCUCAUUUGGUGGAAAUCGAACUGAUAAGAACUACAUUCGUCUGGAGGAGCUACUGACCAAACAGUUGCUGGCUCUGGAUGCCGUUGACCCACAGGGAGAAGAGAAGGGUAAGGCUGCCCGGAGGCAGGCUGUGAAGCUUGCCCAGAGUAUCCUCAGCUACCUGGACAUGAAGUCGGACGAGUGGGAGUACUGAUGGACCUUCGCACUUCAUCUCCUUUAGAGAGCUUUCAGCUCAUGGAGCCUAAAUGUAACUUCUAUGUGCAUAGUCAAUCUCAGUAUUUAUGAUUUAAUCAAAUUAUAUUCAGUAUUUCUGCUGCUUUUGAUGUUGCAAACGAAUAUCAUUAUAGCCCAUUACCUUUUCCAUCUGGCUCACUAUCCUUACAAAUGUGUGGUUUGUGUUUAUUUUGUGUGUUUUUAAUGGGAACACGAAAAGGGCAGCAUUCCUAAGUUUUAAAUGAGUUGUGCAAGCAUUAAAUGCAGAAUUUGAGAGUCUAGAAACAGAUUAGACUUUUCUAACUCUAGCCAAAUUAAGAGGAGGAGGAAAUUCCAGGGUUGAAUAAAGUCCAAGCAUAAAAAAAGAUGCUUUAUUAUGCUAAACAGUGCUGGGACUUUUUAAAGUUACAAGGCCUGAUGGGUCCUGCCCAGUUUUAAUGGAGUGGGGUUUUUGUUUGGAUGGUCUGUUUUAUCAUAAACAUUUUUGCUUG